AUGUUGACUGUGUCAAACCAGCAUCCGUUUGUCAAAGGGAUCAUGGAAGCAGAGCUUCUGAAGGGAUUUAAGAUCCUAGCUUUUAUGCUUUACGAUGGUUAUACUGACCCGAUCGAUCACAUCAAUUACUUCAACUCAGUCAUGAUGGUGUACAAUGGGUCAGACACUGCAUCUUGCAGUAUCAGGCAAAAGAAGACAGUGGCCAACCUUCUGGCCAUCAAGCAGUGGAGGGACGAAUCCAUCCGAGAUUUUGUCUCCAGGUUCAACCGGGAGUUGUUGGACAUUCUCGACCUGGAUGAUUUGGUGGCAUUCAAUGCAUUGCAAAGCGGGAUAACGGACAUGGAGUUGAUAAAAUCCCUCAUAUUGAACAAAGCUCACAACAUGACUGACCUGAUCAGUCGAUGUCACCAGUUCGCCAAUAUGGCAAAAAUCAUCGCAGCCCGGAAUGAGGUCGAGGGAAAAGGGUUGCUGAACUGGCCCGCACCUAUGUUUUCAAAGCCUGAGGAUAGAAACCCUCAAAAAUACUGCCAUUUUCACAGGGAUACAGGCCAUAACACGGAAGAUUGUAGGCAGCUGAAGAGUGAAAUAGAGAACCUUAUUCAGGAUGGGCACCUAUCGAAGUACGUAGACAGAAGGAAGGAAUCCCGACCCGACCACAAGGAAGAAGAGCAGGACCACAAAGAUGAUCGAAGAGAUCAGCAGAGAGAUGAUCGAAGACAUGACAAAGAAAAAAUGACUGAAAAAAGGAGUGAGCCCACUAGAGAAGCAGGGCAGUCAAGCCGGCCUCUGGUGGCCCCGAUCCUGAUGAUCUUGGGAGGGCCGGGCCAAGAGUCUGUCAGGAAGGCCAAGGCACAUGCAAGAUUUAUCGGAGUAGCUGAAGCGACCAACAUGGUCGCCAAGAGCGACCCGAUCAUAUCCUUCACCAACGAAGAUAUGGAGGGGAUUAGCUGGUCUCAUGACGACGCGAUCGUGCUACAAAUGAUCAUUCAAGAUCGAAUUGUCCAUAGAAUAUAG
Molecule: messenger RNA, 1014 nt
Organism: Telopea speciosissima
Lineage: Eukaryota; Viridiplantae; Streptophyta; Magnoliopsida; Proteales; Proteaceae
Exons: 3
Coding region: 1-1014 (337 amino acids)
Source: RefSeq, a predicted model, not a curated record